GCAGGGAAAGAGGUGGAGCGGGAGGUCGCCCCGCAGGCUGUGAAGCGGGGACUGCGCAGGCGUAGGUGGAAUCGCAUACACAAACAAACAAAACCUACCAACCCGAGGCCUCCAGCUCCUCUCCGCCCACCGUUCCCGCGCCUGGGCUCUCCCAGCUGCCAAUCGCCUCUCUUUCCCCACCCCCGUCAACGUCUGGGCACGUCCUCCUCGGGGCCCGGGCCUUGCACCGCCGUGCAUUUAACCUCUGCCCGCCCGGCACUAAGUUACAGACUGGAGCUGCACGGGCGGCGCUCGCUCCGGCCAGCGGGGAGCGGAGGCAGGAGUCCGAGCCUGCAGCCCCGGCGGGGGCGACAAUGACUUGCUACCGAGGCUUCCUGCUGGGCAGCUGUCGUCGCGUGGCGGGCGGCCGGGCGGCGGCGCUGAGGGGGCCAGGCGCGAGAGGCCCCGCCGUGCGGCCGCGACACCUGGGGCAGGGACAGCCGCGCGAGCUGGCGGGCUGUGGCAGCCGUCCCGACGGCGGCUUCCGCCCGUCCCGGGUGGUGGUGGUGGCCAAAACCACCCGCUACGAAUUCGAACAGCAGCGGUACCGCUACGCGGAGCUCUCGGAGGAGGACAUGAAGCAGCUGCUUGCAUUGAAAGGCUCUAGCUACACUGGAUUGCUUGAACGACAUUAUAUUCACACCAGAAAUGUGGAGCAUAUUGUAGAUAGUUUACGGAAUGAGGGAAUUGAAGUUCGUCUAGUAAAAAGAAGAGAAUAUGAUGAAGAGACUGUUCGAUGGGCAGAUGCUGUGAUAGCGGCCGGAGGUGAUGGCACAAUGCUUCUGGCGGCAAGUAAAGUCUUGGACAGACUUAAACCAGUUAUUGGUGUAAACACUGACCCAGAAAGGUCUGAGGGUCAUUUAUGUCUGCCUGUCCGAUACACACAUGCCUUCCCAGAAGCCUUAAGGAAGUUCUAUCGUGGGGAGUUCAGGUGGCUAUGGAGGCAGCGAAUCAGGUUAUAUCUUGAAGGGACUGGCAUAAAUCCUGUUCCUGUGGACCUUCAUGAACAGCAGCUAAGUUUGAAUCAACAUAGCAGAGCCUUCAAUAUUGAACGUGUUCAUGAUGAAAAGUCCGUGGCUUCAGGACCCCAGCUUUUGCCAGUGAGAGCACUAAAUGAAGUCUUCAUUGGGGAGAGUCUGUCAUCCAGGGCGUCCUACUAUGAGAUUUCAGUUGAUGAUGGUCCAUGGGAAAAACAGAAGAGUUCAGGACUCAAUUUGUGUACUGGAACAGGAUCAAAGGCCUGGUCAUUCAAUAUUAACAGGGUUGCUACUCAGGCUGUGGAAGAUGUUUUAAAUAUUGCAAAAAGACAAGGAAGUUUGAGUCUUCCAUUGAACAAAGAAUUGGUGGAGAAAGUAACAAAUGAGUAUAACGAAUCACUGCUCUACAGUCCAGAGGAACCAAAAAUACUUUUCAGUAUUCGAGAACCAAUAGCAAAUAGAGUUUUCUCAAGCAGUCGUCAGCGUUGUUUCUCCUCAAAGGUUUGUGUUCGCUCUCGUUGCUGGGAUGCCUGUAUGGUUGUGGAUGGAGGAACUUCUUUUGAGUUUAAUGAUGGAGCAAUUGCUUCGAUGAUGAUCAAUAAAGAAGACGAACUUCGAACUGUGCUGCUAGAACAGUGAAGGGUUUUCUCAGAUGACAAAUUUUGAUUACUGUUUUUUUUUUUUACUGCAGAAACUGGUUACUGGUCAUAAAGCUACCUUUUUUUGGGGGGCGGGUAUUGUUGAGACUGGUUGCCCCUGGCUCAAAGGUGACCAGGAGAGUGAAAUUCGCCUUUUUCUCCUGUUGGAUUGUGAUGGGAAAGAUGCGCACUAAGAAAAUAGAUGGACUAAACUGAUUGGAAUUGAUACUAGUGACAAUUUCUAUAUUGCUUACAAUCGGGAACCAAGAGUGCUGGCGUCUUUUUAAAUUUAAAGAAGUAAUAAAGGACUUAAUGUUUAGGAUUGGAAAUUCAACUGUACAGAUGUUUUUUCCUUCUCUUUUUCCCAGGUUUGUGAAAUUGGUCAGAUCAAACAUAUCCUUUUGAGUAGUGCAUAUUUUUUAUAGUAUCCUAAAAAUAGAUUUUUUUUUAUUUUGAUGAUAUUGAUGGAGAAUUUUGAUAAAUCCUGAUGUUUGACCUAAUUGAAAUAGGUAAAUGCAUUUUUAAACAUGCUAAGAAUUUUAUAAUUUCAGAACAAAAUGAUUUUGUUAUGACUCUAUUGAUUUAAAAAUUUCAAUCACUUUUGAAGUUCUUUACAGAUCAGUGUUUUCAUUUAGUUGGCUUUAAUUCAUAUUAACUUCAACAAUGCGAGGUGAAAUGCAUAUAAAAAACAAAAAAAAACCAAACCUAGUGCCGUCGAGUCGAUUCCGACUCAUGGUGACCCCAUAGGCCAGGGUAGAACUGCCCCGUAGAGCUUCCAAGGAGAAUGAAACGCGUAUGGUUGGGCAAAGUCAUGCUACUGUUACCAAUGUAUUUAAUUACCCAGCUGCUGUUUUAGGGCAUAAGCAUUCAUUCCUCUCUCUCUCUCUCUUUUUCUCUCUUUUUUUUUGGAUGAUUUGAGUUUAAUAGGUUUCUUCUGUCUUUAACAUGCACUAACAUGGAUUAAAAGGUGAAGAGGAUAAACUGAUUAGACAUCUUCUCUUAGGAGUUUCGUAACACUUAAAAUUUUUUUUUGUCUAGCGUUAGGAGUAUUGUCAGAAAGAAAAUGGAUUCUUUAGUAAAUAUGCAAGAUAUUCAUUUGUUUUGGGAUUGCCUUGAGUAAUAUUGUGGUUUCACUUAGCUCAUACUCCAAGUUUCACACAUCACCACUGGAGGGAUAAAAUGUUAUGGCUUUUCUUUUUUUUCCCAUUAUGAUUAGAGAAUUCCUUUAUUUUUGGAGGAAAUUACUUUUAUCUAAUUCUUGAUCUACUGAUAACAAGUACUCCCAGAAUUGACACAAAAAGCUCCUAUUGCUGCAUAAUGAGACAGCUGGUAUUCUCAAGCCAUUUAUCUAUAGUUUUAUCUUUUUUUUUUUUCCACUCAGUGAUGAAAGUUGUACUGGGUCUGGGUUUUAGGUGAAAGCUGUUCAGUCACUGACAAGUAUUUAACACCCACUCUGUGCCAUGUACUAUGCCAGGUGCUGGAAUUACUUUAAUGAAUGAAACAGACAUUCUUCUUCUAGAACUUAAGUCUAGUGAGCUCAGAAGUAAAUUCUGUGAAAGCUAGGGUGUAUAUUCAAAUUGAGUGCACUUAAUUUUGCCAACAUUUAACUUGCUGUUCUUAUCAAAAUUUCAAUAUAAAUGUUAGUAUAGUCUCCUGGGUGGUACAAAUAUUAAGCACUCAACUACUAACAAGAAGGUUGGUGGUUUGAACCCACCCAGAGAAUUCUUGGAAGACAGGCCUGGCAAUCUGGUCCUGCAAGGUCACAGACUUGAAAACCCCAUGGAGCAGUUCUAUUUUACACACUCUGGGUUGCUGUGAGUCAAAUUAACUCAAUGGCAACUAACAACAACAAUAUACAAAGGUAAUUCAGAUUUUGAUGUAUACCCAGAAGAAUCUGUUCAUUUUAGUUAAAAGUAUCUGCAAAAAUACUCAUAAUAAAGAGUUUAUAUAAUGCAUCAGGUAGAAAAGCAAGAAAAAUCAGUGUUUUCCCAGAGCUGGAGCUGGUUUCUGGUUUUAUUUUAAAAUGAUAGGCUAAAGAUACCACUUUAUAAACAAGUAAAGUUCUACAGUGUAGGAACUCCCCUGAAAAACAUUGCUGUUGAGUCAAUUCUGACUCAUAGUGACCCUACAGGACAGAGUAGAACUGCCCCAUAGGGUUUCCAAGGAACAGCUGGUGGAUUCAAACUGCCAGCCUUUUGAUUAGCAGCCAAACACUUAACUGCUGCGCCACCAGGGCUCAAACUCCCCUGAAAACACACACACAUAACCCAUUGUUGUUGAGUCGGUCCUGACUUGUAGCAACCCUAUAAGAGGUUUAAAAUGCCUUGAAAAAAGUGCCAACUCCGUCUUUAGUUAAUCUCAAGAAAAACUGAUUGUCCAAAAUGGCACUAUAAAAAAAAAAUUUUUUUUUUUUUUUUACUAUAGGUCUAUUAAUAUGUAUUGGUAACCUGCUGUGUAAAAUUAUCCCUAAGCCAUAUUUUAAAGGUUUCAGAAAUACUUAAUGUGUUUGUGAUAUAACUUCUAACAUUUCUGCUCUGGGUGGGAAUUUAUUUGUAAGAGAUGAUGAGACACAAAGGAUGUUAGAAUAGCAAAAAUGUCUAUGAAUGAGUUAAACUUUUCAUGCAACUAUAUGUGAAUAAAAUUAGAUGAUUGUUAUCUCUACUUUUUUAUUUCAUUAUUUCACUUAACUCUUAUGGGGUCUAUUUGAAAACCCGGUUUUCACAAAAUGUUACGUUUCAAAAAGUCUUUUUCCCACUGCUUGCACUAUAUAUUGUUCUGUGCCCUGUCGAUUUUUCAUUCACUGCUAAUAUUUGACUCAGGAUCAUGAUUUUUUUACAUAAUCAGAUGGUAGAGUGUUACCUGGUAAAUAUAGACUCUAAAGAUAAUUUUGACUUAUUUUUGAUAUUCUAUGUUGCUGUUGUUAGGUGCUGUUGAGUCAAUUCCGACUCAUAGUGACCCUGUGUACAACAGAAUGAAACACUGCGGUGCUGUGCCAGCCUCGCAAUUGCUGUUAUGCUUGAGCCCAUUGUUGCAGCCACUGUGUCAGUCCAUCUUGUUGAGGGUCUCCCUCUUUGCGCUACGCUGUACUUUACCAAGAAUGAUGUCCUUCUCCAGGGAUUGAUCCCUUCUAAUAACAUGUCCAAAGUAUGUGAGAUGUAGUCUCACCAUCCUUGCUUCUAAGGAGCAUUCUAAUUGUACUUCUUCCAAGACAGAUUCAUUCAUUCUGGCCCUAGUAUAUCAAAUCAUAUUACAGGCAGUCCCCAGAUACUAUGAAAAAGUUCCGUUCCUAGUGAGAACAGUUAGGUACGAUUUGUAUCUAACAUCAGUUAGUCCAAUAUUUGCCCUAGUAUAUAGUAUAUAAUGUACCUAUGUAUGCAUAAAAACAUUGAAUACUGUCAGAUACACUAAAACAUCUUUAACGCAGUAAUACACUAAUAAUAAUGUUUUGAUGUAGGUCACAAAGUAGUGCCUGUUUGUUAUUACCAGCUAUUGUAUGUACCUUGAAUUUUUAAUAUAAUAGGCUUUACGGGGUUGGUUCAUAACUACAGGUUGCGUGUGAGCCCCACAUUUGUAACCUGGGGACUGCCUAUACAUGUUUUCCUAAAUGUAUAGCCUUCACAUAUAAAGAAUUUCCAUUGAUUUCAUUUUUAAACAUGAAAAUAAAUACAACCAAAAUAAGCAGAUAGAUCCACCUAACAAACUAUUCAUUGCAAAAUAUUCACUUGAGUUGAAAAAGUGAUUGAAUAUAAAUUUAAGGAUACAUUGUUGCUCCAGGAGCCCUGGUGGCGCAACAGGUAAGCACUUGGCUGUUAGCCAGAAGGUUGCUGCUGGAACUCAGCCAGCCGCUCCACGGGAGAAAGACCUGAUGAAUGCUCUCCCAAAGAUGACAGCCAAGAAAACUCUAUGGGGCAGUUCUGCUCUGUCAUAUGGGGUUGCUAUGAGUCAAAAACUGAGUGAAUGGCAGCUAACAAUGACAGUUAUCUGUUGCUCAGCUGUGGAAAUAAGUGUAAUUUAGAAUUUAAUAACUCAUUCCACUGUGCCAAUAAACCAUAAUGUAAGCAUUAUCAUACUGGUGACAAGAUAAUUAUGCAAAAAAGAUCCCAGGGAUAAUGUGACAUGUAAAUGGGAUAAUGAAAAAUAUGUAUAUAUGGAGGAGGGUGGGGAUAAGAGCUUAGCUGAGAUAAAGGUAUGGGUUUAGCUAACUUUGUUCAUUUCUCCUGUUUCAAAAAUCAAACAUCAAUAGUAUUAAAAAAAAAAAAAAAAGUCAAAACUUAGGAUGCUGAUAAACCUGUUCAGGAACCUGAACGAUACACAGCUUUUUAUAGGAGUAGAUUGUGAGUUCUGAUUUGCCCUUUCUCAUAAUGACUAUUUAAAGACUGACUUAGGAAAUUGCCUAUAAUGAUAAUAAACAAUAGUUUUACUAUAGUGAACUUUGUCAUUCUUUUAUGGAGUGUGUGGAGGGUUAUCUGAUGUAUGGAUAAAGUAAUAAGUAGGGCAGUAUUUGAGAACCAGGUUUUCACAAGCUGUUAAAUGUUUUCCCCAAGUGCAACUAUUGCAUUUUUCCAAACUUUCUUUUAAUGAACAAAGAGGAUUUGAAUGAUUUGUCAGGUUGUCAUUCAACUAGAUUGUUUCUUCUUGGCUCUUAGAAGAAAAUAAAAGAUUUCAAGUCCCUUUGGUAAUUAAGCUUUGUUAUAUAGCUCUUUGCUCCUGCCUCACAUCUCCCCUCAAAGCAUCAUCUCUUCAUGAAAUGAUUGUCCAUAAAAUCAUUCUAUUAAUAGUUUAAAUAUUUCCAGUAGCCUUUUAAGUAGGUUAUAAUGGAUUAUCCACUUUACAUGUAGUUAAGGACUAAAAUACUGCCAAAUUCCUAUCUGUGUACUUUUUGCAUUGGAAAUUAUUACCCUGAGUAACUUACGAGUAGUUUUGCGUGGCAAAUGUAUUAUUAAAAGCCAAUAUAAAUGACUGUAGGACCAGUAUUUGUUUAAAAGAUUUGAUAUAAAUACAAGAUAAGGGCUGGGAUACAAAUAGAAUACAGUGUGCCUAUUAAUUUAAAAUUAGUCUACUUUGUAGUUCCUCAUUUCCAUCAUGGCCCUUGCCUUUUGAAGACCUUAAAA
Loxodonta africana (African savanna elephant) is the source of this 6765-nucleotide messenger RNA. RefSeq names its product NAD kinase 2, mitochondrial (gene NADK2). The transcript has 12 exons. Gene Ontology annotation, cellular component: mitochondrion. Gene Ontology annotation, molecular function: NAD+ kinase activity. Lineage: Eukaryota; Metazoa; Chordata; Mammalia; Proboscidea; Elephantidae. Gene Ontology annotation, biological process: NADP+ biosynthetic process; NAD+ metabolic process. The record is from RefSeq and is a predicted model, not a curated record. The coding region runs from base 354 to 1655 and encodes 433 amino acids.